Molecule: messenger RNA, 1461 nt
Organism: Capronia coronata CBS 617.96
Lineage: Eukaryota; Fungi; Ascomycota; Eurotiomycetes; Chaetothyriales; Herpotrichiellaceae
Exons: 2
Coding region: 1-1461 (486 amino acids)
Cellular component (GO): Swr1 complex
Molecular function (GO): nucleosome binding
Source: RefSeq, a predicted model, not a curated record
AUGCGACGCGGUACAAAAGCAUCCGCACGUAACGUCCCCGGCCUGCCCUCUACAACCUUCGUCCUCGACAAUGGAGGCUACACCAUCAAAGCCGGGUUCGCUCCCCCAGAAACAGUGCCGGACACAGAGGCGCUGUCGAAAUGCCACAUAGUCCCCAACACACUCGUGCGCACUCGCGACAGGAAAACAUACGUCGGCGCCCAGACCGAAGUCAUUACAGACUGGAGCGAGGCGUUGUUCCGGCGUCCGGUAGAGAAUGGACAGGUCGUGAGUUGGGAGGCGCAGAAAGAGAUUUGGGACCAGUCCUUUUUUGAUGAGCGGACUGCUCAGAAGGACCUAUCGGUCAAGAACCCGGUGGACACGACUCUGAUCUUCACCGAACCACCAAACACUAUGCCUGCGUUACAGAAGAACGCCGACGAAAUCAUCAUGGAGGAAUGGGGAUUUGGUGGCUACUCCAGGGUGAUCGGCCCUUCACUGAACGCGUACAACGAUCUCCAUCCUCUCUUUGAAGAAGUCCAGACUCCGGCCGAUCAAGAUGCCGACCUGCCCAUGGAAUGCCUACUGGUCAUUGAUAGUGGUUACAGCCAUACCACAAUCACGCCACUGUUCAAUGGUCGGCCGUUACACCGUGCAAUCCGUCGAUUGGACUUUGGAGGCAAACAUUUGACGAACCUACUGAAAGAAGUGAUAUCGGUGCGCCAUUUUGAUCUCCAUCAAGACAACAAAAUCGUCAACGACAUAAAAGAAGACGUCUGUUUCGUCAGUGACGACUUCAAGCGCGAUCUUGAAAAGACGUGGAAGGGCAACCAGGGCAAGAAGGGCGGUGGGAAAGUGGUAGGACACCAUGGUGAUACCAAUGUCAACCUCAACAACCCAACGAGCCAGGAUGACUUCCGAACAACGGACGAGGUUCGAGUCGAUUACAUUCUUCCCGACGGCGUCCAUCUGCUACGAGGGUUCAGUCGCCCAUACGACGCCAUCUCAGCCGCGCGCAAACGCAAACAAGCCGCUUUGUCUGGUCAAGCCGAUGCCGAGAUUGCAAUGACCCUAGGCAACGAGCGCUUCUCCAUUCCGGAAAUCCUCUUCUCGCCCAGCGACAUUGGCUCGAAACAACCCGGCAUUGCCGACAUCGUCAUGCAAUCGCUGGCCGUGCUUCCUCCGCUGGUGCAGGCCACCAUGCUGAGCAACGUGCUUGUCGUGGGCGGGAACGCCAAGAUCCCCGGCUUUGUCGAACGUAUCCAGGCCGAGCUGCGCACGAGAGUCAAGACGGAGUGGAUGGUGCGUGUUCGCAAGAUGCACGAUCCCAUCACAUCGACUUGGCUCGGCGGGGCGAGGUUGGCCAGUCGGUUUCCAGGAACUGUCAGAGAAUACGGCGUCACGCGGCAAGAGUAUUUGGAGCAUGGUAGUGCCUGGGCUGCUCGACGAUUUGUGAAUGGCGGAGGUGGGAAAGGACCUUGA